AUGGGUGCCGGAUUAUGGCUUGUUUGGUGCUCAGUGGUCACCGCUCAGUACGGUGGUUGUGACUACACGAUCAAUAUCGCCAGCGGACAGUCGUACUCGAUCUACUCACCGUACUACGGCGGACUGUAUCCGGCCUAUACGCAGUGUCGCUGGACAUUGACCACUACGCAAGGCUCUCGGAUUUCCUUGUCAUGCAGCGACAUUUCCCUUCCAUUGAGCCCUUCCUGCAAUGCCGACCGGCUGGUUGUUUCCAAAACCGGUCAAAGUAACCUCACCGAUGGUCAACUUUACUGUGGUUCGGGUGUACUCACCACGGAAUCAUCCGUCAAUCGGAUGGUGGUUGCGUUGCAGGUCCCCGCCACCACCCAAGGUGGACGGUUCUUCUGCACUGCCACCAAGAUCGAAUGUCAAUGCGGUGUACGUCGAACGAGAAAAAUUGUGAACGGAGAAGAAACGCUUGUGAACGAAUUUCCCAUGAUGGCCGCCCUGGUGGAUGGAUCGAAAAGUGGCGAAGGCAUCUUUUGCGGUGCAACUAUUAUAACGAACUUCCACGCAGUUACGGCCGCCCAUUGCUACAUGGGAAGAUCGAUUGUAAACUUGGCGCUGCUGGUCGGAGAGCACGACAUUACCAUCGGUACGGAUUCACCCUACACAGCUCUGCUGCUGCUCGCCUCCAUCACGAUCCACGAGGGGUACAGCAGUUCCGCAGCCUCCAGCAGCAACGACAUCGCGAUCGUACGUACCCGCACGGAGAUCCUGUUCAAUGCCGGCGUCGGACCUGCGUGUUUACCAUUCAAGUUCGCCGGUGCAUCAUUCGUCGGAAUUCAGCUGGAGGCGGUCGGAUGGGGUACGCUCGAUUACGGUGCACCGAAAUCGAACGUACCGAUGAAGGUUGGCCUCGCGGUUGUACCGCCGGCCCAGUGUGCAUCGAUCUACUCCAACUUCUCGGCCACCCAGCAGCUGUGCACAUUUGCCGCGAGCAAAGACACCUGCCAGAGCGACUCCGGUGGUCCUCUGUUCUACACCGAUGCGUACAAUAUGCGAGCCUAUCUGCUCGGCACGAUCGGGUACGGAAUCGCGUGUGCUACCGAUCGGCCCAGCGUCAGCACGAACGUCCUGUACUACAUGCAGUGGAUAAUGAACAAUACCUCCGAGUGGAAUUACUGUUAUCAAUAA
Anopheles moucheti is the source of this 1176-nucleotide messenger RNA. RefSeq names its product venom serine protease-like. The transcript is spliced from 5 exons. Gene Ontology annotation, molecular function: serine-type endopeptidase activity. Gene Ontology annotation, biological process: proteolysis. The record is from RefSeq and is a predicted model, not a curated record. NCBI's taxonomy places the organism in Eukaryota, Metazoa, Arthropoda, Insecta, Diptera, Culicidae. The coding region runs from base 1 to 1176 and encodes 391 amino acids.